Molecule: messenger RNA, 2156 nt
Organism: Theileria parva strain Muguga
Lineage: Eukaryota; Apicomplexa; Aconoidasida; Piroplasmida; Theileriidae
Exons: 1
Coding region: 150-2156 (668 amino acids)
Source: RefSeq, a predicted model, not a curated record
AUUUUUUUAAUAUACCAAAUUAGUUUUCUAAUUCUUUUUAUUUAUUCAGAAAUGUGUAAUAUAUUUUCAUACACUCAAUAAUUCUCUAUUUUUUAUCAAAACAUUAUUUUUCUAUAAAACCUUAGUAUUACACUAUUCUAUAGUACAAAAUGCAGACUAAAAGGGUUCCUAAUGUGUUUAUGUCAUUAUACCGUCUUGCCAGGCAAGAAGAUUUUGAUUCCUUAAAAUGGCGUAAUAUUUUAACUGGAAUUCACAGGAAAUCAAAUGAAAAGCACAGCAUAAAGGACAUUUGCCUUUUGUACUACUCCCUAUUUAAGGCAAAUUCCACCACCUAUCUAUCCAAUUUGAAGAUAACGUACAAGGACCCAGAAACUAAGGAGAAUCUUGGCCCUUUAACCAUACGAGAUAUAGCAGAUGUGUAUAUUAAUAAGGUUUCAGACCUCUUAUGUUACAUGAACACGAAGCAGUUGGCAAUUAUUUCUAAAUAUUUACACAUGAUGAAUAGGUUAAAUGAAUCUUUUUGUAACACUAUUUUGUCCAGAAUUAGUUCAAACAGCUUGAAAAUCACUUCUAGAUCGUUUUUUAACAUUCUUUUAACACUUUCAGAGUCUAAAUAUGUAAAUAGUGAUUCAAUAGAACGGUUAAUAAUUCAGAAUAAAGGGUUACUGCUGGACAUGAAUAGUCUUGACCUCCAGUAUCUUCUCAAGUCCAUUGCAAUCCACAACAUAACUAACGAAACAAUUUUAAAUAUAGUCUCAGAUAAGUUAGAAUACUACUUGAGGGAUAUGAAACCUGAUGGGAUUUUAUCUACACUAAAUUACAUUUACAGGCUUGACUGGUACAAUGAAUCAGUUUUCAUGAACUUGUACUUUAGAAUUCAAAGUUUAUUACCACAGUAUAAACUUAGCUCAAUCACAUUAAUUUCAAAAUGUCUUUCACACUUCAAGCCUAGAGGUAUUGAGGAUUUUUUUGACUCUCAACUUAUUCCCACUCUUCAUAACAUCUCAGAUGCUGAUGCUGGUAAUUUACAAUUAAGUGACAAGGUUGAUAUCCUGUUGUUAUACAACAACUGUUAUAAAUGUGGUUCUAGAUCAUUUCCUAAAUUACUACCUCAAAUGUUGAAUUCAUUAACUGAGGAUUAUCAAUGGGAUCUGUUAUUUUCAGCAUUGAACCUUUUCAAAACUAAUUCUAAUGUAGUUGAACCUGACUUAAUUGAGGACCAAGAAGAUUUUGGAAGUUUACUCGCAAAAUCAAUAGAAUUUUUUAAACUAUUUCUAAAUGCAAAUGAAGUUGUACCUAAAUAUUUAUCUUCAAUUAGUAAAAAUGUAGUUGAAUUGGGAGUUGAAGAUGAAGAUUUAUUUUUACAAAUUCUCAAAAAAAUGAAGGAUCAUGAUAAUUUCCCUAUCGACUCAUUAAUUGACGUUUUGUUUAACUUACACACUGUUGAAAAUGAUCAUUUUAACAUUGUUUAUGACCAAUGUCUUCAAAAACUACUGGACCAUGAAAGGGUUCUGGAUUACUCUUUCUCACUUCGAAUACUUUCUAUCUUAUUUUAUCGGGAUAUUAGUCCUGGACCUGGUUUACUUUCAAUUUUUAAGUCUUUAUUCGAUAUUAAGAAUUUACAAGACAGUUCUUGGAAAAUCUCUACCUCAGAAACCUUUAGAAGUUUACAUAAAAUAUCACGUUUUUUCAUAUCUGAUGAUAAUCUAGAAUAUUUAUUAUAUUCUAUAGUCUUCCCAUCAUGCGUUAGUGGAUCUGGACCUAGAUUAUCCCAGUAUUUACCUGAAGUUUCAUGUAUCUUUAAGAUGAUCCCCGAGUUUAAAAAGAAUGAAUUGUUAAAUGCACUAUUGUAUUACAUUGGGAAGUUUGAUAAAAACCUGUUAAAUUCACUUUUAGAGUCCAGGAAAAUAAGUUGUACUCCAUUGAAAAUUGAUAAUUUACCAGUAAAUUUGGUUCCAAAACAACUUUUAAGGUUUGAAAAGGUCGAAUAUUUAUUACUUAAGUUUGAUGAGGAUGUAUUCGGGCCAUUUUAUUUAAUUUCAGGAACUAGAGAUGUCUAUUAUUACGGGAAAUCUAAGGAGAAAUGGGAUUCAAUAACAAUGAAUAUUUAUAGACAUAUUUUAACAUCAAUUGAUUAUAAUCCAAUUAAGAUUUAA